This is a messenger RNA of Propithecus coquereli (Coquerel's sifaka), 1807 nucleotides long. RefSeq names its product hydroxysteroid (17-beta) dehydrogenase 11 (gene HSD17B11). The transcript is spliced from 7 exons. Gene Ontology annotation, cellular component: lipid droplet. The record is from RefSeq and is a predicted model, not a curated record. Lineage: Eukaryota; Metazoa; Chordata; Mammalia; Primates; Indriidae. The coding region runs from base 252 to 1154 and encodes 300 amino acids. Gene Ontology annotation, molecular function: oxidoreductase activity, acting on the CH-OH group of donors, NAD or NADP as acceptor.
GUCCCUCCCAGAUUUCAGAGCCAGCAAGCAGUCUCUCCGCACUGCAGCCCGAGCCAAUUGCAAAAGACCUAACAAAGCCCAGCCCAGCGGAAGGAACGGUUUCAGAGUUGUUUGUUUCUCUUCGAUAAAAGAGCUCUCUCUUCCUUGUUCUCGCUUCUACUCUUUCUGGUGUUUGACCGAGCAACCCCCCAAAAGCAAUUCAGAGUGAUUAGUAAAAGAAAACGCACCAAAAGCUCACAGACACAAAAAGGAUGAAAUUCCUUCUGAACAGCCUCCUGCUUCUGCCCUUACUAAUCAUCUUCUCCUUAGAGUCUUUGGUGAAGCUUUUUAUUCCUAAGAAGAGAAAAUCGGUCACCGGUGAAAUCGUCCUGAUUACAGGAGCCGGACAUGGAAUUGGGAGACUGACUGCCUAUGAAUUUGCCAAACUUAAAAGCAAACUGGUUCUCUGGGAUAUAAACAAGCAUGGAAUUGAGGAAACAGCUGCUGAAUGCAAGAGACUGGGUGCCAGGGUUCAUGCCUACGUAGUAGACUGCAGUAACCGCGAAGAUAUUUACAGCUCUGCAAAGAAGGUGAAGGCUGAAGUUGGAGAUGUUAGUAUUUUAGUAAAUAAUGCUGGUGUAGUCUACACAUCAGAUUUGUUUGCUACACAAGACCCUCAGAUUGAAAAGACUUUUGAAGUUAAUGUACUUGCACAUUUCUGGACUACAAAGGCAUUUCUUCCAGCGAUGAUGGAGAGUAAUCACGGCCAUAUUGUCACCGUGGCUUCGCUAGCUGGGCAUACUGUUGUCCCCUUCUUACUGGCUUAUUGUUCAAGCAAGUUUGCUGCUGUUGGAUUUCAUAAAGCGUUGACUGAUGAACUGGCUGCCUUAAAAAGAACUGGAGUCAAAACAACAUGUCUCUGUCCUAAUUUCAUAAACACUGGCUUCAUCAAAAAUCCCAGCACCAGUUUGGGACCCACUCUGGAACCCGAGCAAGUGGUGAACAGCCUGAUGGAUGGGAUCUUGACUGAGCAGAAAAUGAUUUUUGUUCCAUCUUUUGCAAGCUUUUUAAUGGUAUUGGAAAGGGUUCUUCCUGAACGUUUCCUGGCAGUUUUAAAACAAAAGAUCAAUGUUAGGUUUGAUGCAGUCAUUGGAUAUAAAAGUAAAGGGCAGUAAGUCUUCUGAAAACCGACUUACCAGGUUUAAGUUGAUUUUAUCUAGCAUUAAUCAGAAUUUGAAUGUUUGGACUUUUGUUUUUACUAAUUAUCCUUUUUCUUUCAAUAUCACUUUUUGAGGCUCUGUCGAUCCUUAUUUAUUAUUACUUGUUUGUUCUUUAGCUAAAAGCUGAUGACAUAUAAUACAAACAGAAAUAUCUUGAUGUUGACUUGAAGGAAAAUGAGGAAAAAGAACAAAAACAAUUUUAUUAAGAUCAUUUCCAGGACUUUGUGGUUCAUAUGAAGGCUUUGCAAAAUUUGUACUAUGAAUGUUUCUUUAAGAUAUAUUUUUAUUUUUAAUUGUACUUAAAUUUUAUAUAAUUCACAUUUUCUUUUCUAUUCUACAUAAAAUAAGAAACUUCAAGCUCUCUAAAUAUAAUGAAGGACUGUGUCUAGGGGCAUUUCACAAUGAAUUUCAUGAUCUCUCGAACAUUUCAUCCUAUACGUUACCACUCUGUUUCCUGGGAGAUACCUCACGUUCCAAUGCCAAACACUGCAGCACAAGGAAACUAGACAUGGACACGUGUUACAAGAAUAAAAGCAUCACUGGGAUUUAAGGCGGAGAAUUGGGAGAAUGUACCCAUAAAUGGCAAUAAUAAUAAAUGGAUCAAACUU